This is a messenger RNA of Drosophila willistoni, 4071 nucleotides long. It is a transcript of the gene lov, whose product is annotated as protein jim lovell. Gene Ontology annotation, biological process: regulation of transcription by RNA polymerase II. Gene Ontology annotation, cellular component: nucleus. Gene Ontology annotation, molecular function: DNA binding; protein binding. NCBI's taxonomy places the organism in Eukaryota, Metazoa, Arthropoda, Insecta, Diptera, Drosophilidae. Bases 150 to 3443 code for a protein of 1097 amino acids. The transcript has 4 exons. The record is from RefSeq and is a predicted model, not a curated record.
UAUAUGUGUGUGUGUAUGUGUUUUUCAGAAUUAUCAUAUGUGCCCUAAAUUGAACUGUUGAAAAUUUUAUGCAAUUCUAAAGAUUUUUUGAAUGCUGACAACAGGCCUCGUGACUGGAACUGGAUAUUUGUAAAUAGGGGGAACGGGGCAUGUUAAAGGACGUCGAGGAGCUGAUUAAACGCCGCAAACUGACGUCGCUUCACAUGAACGACUACGGUCGCCAGUUGCCGUUGCCGUUACCGUUGCCGAUGUCGAUGCCCUUGCCGCUACCGUUGUCGUUGCCUCUGCCACUGUUGGCCAAGACGACGUCAACGCCAACGACAAUGUCAAUGCCGGCCACGGAGCAUGCCUCCAUGCAUACAACACCGCCCACAACGCCGCCCACACCGCCUCCGUUGCCGUUAAAUAUGUCAACGACAACAUCGGCGAGAACCCCAAAUAGUCAUAGUACACCUGCCACGCCCACUGCUGCGCACAGCUCAGGCUCAGCAGAUGGAGGAGCGGCAGCAGGAGCUGCAGCCCCAGUAGCCUCUGAUCACUACAGUCUGCGAUGGAAUAAUCAUCAAAAUCAUAUCCUGCGAGCCUUCGAUGCUUUGCUGCAAACAAAAACUUUGGUCGACGUGACCUUAGUUUGUGCCGAGACAUCGAUACGUGCCCACAAAAUGGUCCUGUCCGCCUGUUCGCCUUUCUUUCAGCGUGUCUUUGCGGAGACGCCGUGCAAGCAUCCGGUCAUAGUGCUAAAGGACUUUCGUGGCUGGGUAGUGCAAGCCAUCGUGGACUUUAUGUAUCGCGGAGAGAUCAGUGUGCCGCAACAGCGCCUCCAGACGCUCAUCCAAGCGGGUGAGUCACUGCAGGUUCGUGGACUUGUGGAGAGCUCAGUGCCCGAGCAUACGCCGACACCGGCCGCCUCGCCCGAUGACUUUGCUAUGAUGGAUGCGUCACCUCUGCUGUCCUCCAGCUAUGAGGAUGAGUCGCCCUCCAUGGUGAGACCAAGUGCAGCUAGUAAACAACUCAUAAUGCCCUCAAGACUGUUUGGCAAUCCGUCUGCUAGUGCAAUGCAAGCAGCGCUGAGUCUACGUCGGAAACGGGAUCAGGAAUGCAGUGAGCGCGAAUUGGAGAGUGACCAAGAGCUAGGCGGUAGUUCGCCGAUGCCGAGACGUAAGCAGGCAAGACCACGCAGACGGUCGGGUGACGCACCUCAUGACUUUGCCCUGAACAAGCCGGACACGGAAACUGUGAUCAAACAUGAACUACUUGAAAGAAUGGAGCGGGAAGCUGACCCAGAACCUGAAGAUGAACAUAAUGUGGCCGACGACGAUGAAGAGGAGGAGGAGGACAACAACAACAGGGAUGCUAAAGAGAGCCAGACGAGCGAAGAGCCGCCUAGCCAAAAGCAGCCCGAAGAAGUUGACCCACCUGAGAAGCCACAACGAAACAUUAAUGAGGAGGAGCUAGAUGAGGAAGAGCCCGAGGAUGAACACAUAGAGGAAGAGGAAGAAGAACAGGAUAUCGAAGAGCUUAUACACACCACAAAUGAAUUGAGGCGUCAGGCGGCGGCAGCGGCAGCCAAUGCAGCGGCCAUGUCGCCUUCACCGUCACCCUCACCCUCACCCUGUCCCAGCGAUGGACCCGAGGACCUUUGUACAACCAAGAAGGACAAGGAUGUUAGCAAUAAAAUUGCUGUCAAUAACUCCUUAUCCGAUACUGAGACCAACAACAACAACAACAAUAACAAUAGCUGUAAACUGCAGGACAACAAUCAACGCAUAAUGCUAUCCUUGAAAGACAUUCGGCAAUUGAAUGCCAAGCCGAAUUCCUCAUCGUCCACACCCAAUCACAAUCACAUACACCCACCCACGAGUUGUGCAUCGGGAGGAAAUGGACUGCUGUCGUUUCCCCCUCCCGGCAUGCGGCCACCAGGGCUUCCUGAUAGUCCGCCCUGCAACAUGGAAGCACUAGAAGCUCAGAUGCAUGCUGCAGCAGCAGCAGCCGUUGCUGCCGCUGGAGCAAGCGGCGAGCAUCCGUUUCAUCACAUGGAACAUCAGAUGGAAAUGUCACUGGCGGCAGCUGCUGCAGCAGCAGCAAUGCGAGAUCCACGAGAACCCAGAGAUCAGCAUGGUGGAUUUCCCGGCAAUCUGCUGGGACCCAUGGGAAUGCCGCCCUUUGGACCAAGCCCGGGUGGCCCCGGAACUCCGGGCGGUGCCAAUGGACCUGGCUGCCCCGGACAAGCACCACAUGAACGCCUCGAGGAGAGUAUGAAUCGUUUGAGCAAAGAGUUUGGCAAGGAAUUCAGCAAGGAAUUCGGCAAAGAGUUCGGCAAGGAGUUCGGAAAAGACUUUGAUCCCACAUCGCCUAUGAGUCUGCCUGGGCACUUCAAUCCACCCGAUGGACCACAUCCGCCAUCACCGCUGCCCUUUCCCGGUAUGUCAUCGGCGUUGACGCUAACGCCACCCCAUCACAUGUUUGGCCUAGACUCACCACUUGGCCUGUUUCCACCAGGCAUCGAUCCCGGCAAACUCUACAAUCCACUCAUGGAAAUGAGCGAUCCUCGAGAUAUGCCCGGCGGACCGCCGCCAUUUCUCAAAAAGAAAAUGCCACGCCCCAAGGGUCAGCAUUCAGCACCACGAGGUGGUCCACCGCGUUCAUGGACCAACACAGAGCUAACGGAGGCACUGCAACAUGUGUGGAACAAGAAAAUGACCACCUCUCAGGCAUCUCGCAUCUUUGGCAUACCAUACAACUCGCUGCUGAUGUAUGUGAGGGGCAAGUACGGCAAGAGUCUGAAGCUGGAACAGUUGCGCAAGGAUUGCAUCAGUGGGCCCCCCAUUGAGAUGCUGCAGAUGGGCAUCAGUGGUGGCGGCGGUGGAGGCUCUAGUAAGAGUGAGAAGCACAAGGAACGCAAGGAGAAGGAUAAGGAUAAGAGCGGAGGAGGUGGAGGAUCGGGCGGCAGUUCGAGUAAUAGUUCGGGCAGCUGCUCUAAUAAUGGCGGUAAUGGCCUGCCACCCAUGCCACAUCCAAGUGAAAUGGGUCCCCUAGGUCCUUUGGACUUGGAGCUGGGUUUGCCAUUGGGUCCGCCAGGAGGACCACGCAGUGGCAGUUCGGAGCCCGACCUUCUCGGUGGUCCCAAUCCUCUGUUCAAUCCCUUCAAUCCCCAAGGAUUCUAUCCAGAUUUCGCUGGCGGAUUCCCUGGUCUUCCCCUAAGCAUGCUGAAUCUUCUGCCGCCUGCCGAAAGACAUCAUGCAGCUGCGGCUAUGCACCAUUUGGGCGUGACCAUGGAUGAGGAUUGUAAAUCGGUGGGCUCCAAGCAAUCCUCAUCGCUGGACGAUGAUUAUCCUGUCCCCGGUCAGGGAUUGCCACUGCCCCUAACCGAACCGCGUAGAUCUGGCGAAAAUGGACCACAACAACUGACGCAAGCAAAUGGUUCGGGUAAUGGGCAGGAUUGAAAUAUGUGGCGGGAUUGGGGAGCUAUAACUGCCAAUCCAAUGUACUUCCCGCCAUUCGAUCUAGAGCUACAAGAGCAACAGGAGCAGGCCUGCCGUGAGUUCAAUUUCAAUCCGGGCCUUAUUAUGGCGAGACGCAAACUAAAACGGGAGCGUAUCAAGAAACGUCAAAUGCAGGUCCCUGGGCCCACAGUGGCUCCACCACCACCACGCCCACCGCUAACGCCCCUAAGAACUUAAAACUACUGUGAACGAAAACAAAAACGAUGUGAAGUUUAAUGCAAUAUUAUUUAGUUUAUAUAUAAACCCCGAAAAGCUUCCCACUCUCUUGACCCCCCCCCCCCCUUUCUCAAAAGAGACAAUAUUUGAUUUGACAACGAUUGAUUGGCUUAUAGUUUAUAUUUUAUAUAUGUUUAACUACUAAAAUAUGUAUAGUGUGUAUAUGUUUAUGAUUUUGGUGCUUUUAGUUCCUAUUCCACUUCCACAGUUUCUGUAAUCAUUUGUAAUUUGUUUUUAAAAAAAAGAAUUAUUUAAGUUUAAGGCUAAGUAAUUGAAUAUGACAAAGCUUACAAAGCAUUUGAGGCAAUAUAUUAUUUGUAUAUUCACACCGAUCUAUAUAUAUACAUAUAUA